Molecule: messenger RNA, 1014 nt
Organism: Desarmillaria tabescens
Lineage: Eukaryota; Fungi; Basidiomycota; Agaricomycetes; Agaricales; Physalacriaceae
Exons: 2
Coding region: 1-1014 (337 amino acids)
Source: RefSeq, a predicted model, not a curated record
AUGGAGGGCUGGAAGCCGAUUGUCCUCCUCUGUAGUGAUUUCCGUGGGAAGGAAAUGCCGCGAUUGCACACAUGGCUCCUGGUCAAUUUGGCGGAUGUUGAACGUGAUGAUUACUUUGGCGACAAAUACGUCGUUGACCCAAUUCACAUACUUGAGUAUCCGGAUGAAGACGCUCUGCCUGUAACGUCUGAGGAGCUACAAGAGCACAGCCUAUUCUGCGGAACGAAUUUGCGGAAAUUGUGUUUGGAGAACCAGCCAUGGAAGGAACGUUUGUCGAUUGAGACCAUACGUGGGAUACUAUCCAACAGCAAGGAUACUCUGGAGGUCCUCAGCCUCGCCUUUGUCAUCGAUCCCAUCUAUAACAACGCCCCUCGUCCAGAGUCUCGUCUGACCCUUCCUCAUGUCUGUUCCCUCAAGCUCGAAUACCUAAUCUCCGAUGAAGCCAAGAACGUUUUCCGGACGUUCGACUUUCCUGGGAUUCGCAAACUGACUCUGCGGAAUCGGCGAGAUGACCUAGACGAUAGUUAUGUUCUCAUCGAGCUAAUGAAGUACUUUCACCUGGAACAGCUAGUCGACCUCGAGUUGACUGGAAUUUGGGUUCUUCCGGAAGAUUUUUCCGAACUGGAGGUACUGAAAGACGAUGAGAUUCCGGAGGACUAUUUUGUGAUACUUAAACUCUUUCGCCGGUUGACACAAGUCGGGCGGUUCACGUUGCAGAAUUGUUGUAAUGAUUUUUUGAGGUUUCUGAAUUAUAGGGAUCGAGGGGGGCCUUUGAAUUUGUCUGGGAUCAAGCAUCUGGUUGUGAAGGAGCAUACGGAAAAGGCGAGUGCUGGUGUGGUGGUGGUAUUCAUACAAGAUCGAUUGGAACUUGGCAUGGUGAAUGGGGUUUAUGAGGGUUCAGUUUUGGAGAGUUUGAUCCUUGAUGUGCAGGCGGAUGUGCAGGCAGAGAUUAAGUCUCUUGGAGACCUUGCAUUUGCGAAAGAGAAAAAAAUUACGUAUGAGUAUGAUGGGUAG